AUGGUACUGAAGGCGCAGGACCUGAAAACGAUCAAAAGUGACGUGUCGGUUACUUUGGUGCGUGUGGAGUACAACGGAGUGGUCCUGGGAGACUCCUCCAAGACCAGCGUCUUGCCAAACGGGACAGCAAACUAUAAUUUCACGACCAGCUUUGAGUGCAGCCCCGACGGGCCCAACUCCUUGGAUAACCUUGCGCAAAAACCUGUGCUCUUGACAGUGAUAGAAGUGCUGCAAAGGGAGAAGAGACAGAAGGAGAAGACCGUGCCUCUUGGCCAAGCUGUGGUGGACCUUCUACCUCUGCUGCAAGGCCAGUGUUCGUUGAAGGUCUCAGCUCCUUUGUAUGCAGUGCCUACCUCGCCAUUAGAGAGCCUUCACCCGGGGGCCAAGGUAUGUAGCCUGGAAGUGACAGUGUGCACCAAAGAGCCCCUGCUUUCUGCAACGCAGCUUGCAAAUGGCAACUUCCUGAGUGUCACGCUGGAGGCGGCUUAUUCUGUCCCUGAAGCGUUUGCUCCUGCUGGACCCCUGCAAAACUACAUGGCUUGCUUGCAAGUCCCAGCAGCUGGGGAGAAGGAAUUCCCCUUGCUCUUCAAGAACGGCACCCUGAAGCUUGCUGGUGAAAAAGAGCCGUUGCCCCGGCCCAAGAAAUGGCCCCUUGCUAACAUCAUGGCCCCUGGAGCUCUGAACAUCCCCAACUCCUUCAUUGUUGGGGGGCCCUAUGAGGAUGAGGAUGGAGAGCUCAACAAAAGAGAGGACAGGGAAUUUAGGAUCCAAGCAGAAAGCAUGAAGAGAAUCGUGUGGGACAUGGAAAGGCGCUGUUACCUGGAUCCCGCUGCAAUAGUCAUCCUGCAGAAGCGCAUUGCGGAGUGCCGGUACUGGCCCGUGGAGGUCUGCAGGAUGUCUGUGGCCUCACCCAGCAAAGGGAAAACCAGCAAAGCUGACAAGGGAGACGAGGACAAGCAGAUUUUCUUCCACGGCGUGGCGUAUGUCAACAUGGUGCCUUUGCUGUGCCCCGGUGUGAAGCAGAUCCGAGGCGCUUUUCGUGUCUUUAGCUACCAAGACAGCGAGGUGUUCGAGAAGGUGUCCAAUGCACUCAAGAUCCAGUCGUCAGAUGCCACUGUAGAAGCUGAAAAUGUCACACACCCCAGCCUUGACGGACAGCAAUACAUUGAAGCAGGGACAUUCCUGGUGAUGGAGAUAAAGCUGGACAAGGCCUUGGUACCAAAGCGAUUGCGAGAGGAGCUCACCAGACGGGUCAAGCAGAUGAUUCCUCCUCGCCCUCCACUGCCUUCCCGGACUGCAGGAGCUAAGAAGGCCGUGGAAGAUUAUCACAACCGUGUCACAAGCAUUGCUGUUGCCAUCCUAAGUGAAUACCAUGAGCUGUUUGGGAAGCGGCUGCCUGACCAGGGAGCGAUAGACCACCAAACCCUGGAGGAACAGAAGCGUCAGCUCAACUUCGAGCUCAAUAGCUCUGGAAAAUAUUUUGCUUUUAAGGAACAGCUAAAGUAUGCUGUUGUGAAGAUUGUGAGGGAGAAAUACCUGAAGACCACAGCGUUUGAGACCCAGGAGCAGUUCCAGGCAUUUCUCAGUGAGCUCUAUGUGUACCUCGUGGACGAGAUGCACAUUGCCCUGAACCAGCUACUGAGCGAGGAAGCCGCUUCUCCUGCCCCUCCGUCCCGCACAACCCAGGAGCAGCUCUGGCUCUUUGCUCGCGAAGCUGAAGUCAGCAAAGACUACAAGCUGGCAUCUCUCUACCACCAACAGAGGGUAGCUCAGGACCAGCACAACAUCCAGUCCUGGCUGGACUAUGGAGCAUUCUGCCUCCUGCUCGAGGAAACAACCAAAGCCCAGGAGUGCUUCCAGCAGGCUCUUUCUCUGGACCACCAUCACGUCCAAAGCUUGCUGCUCUGUGGGAUUGUGGCUGUCAUGCUGCAGCACUAUGAAGAGGCAGAGGUUUUCUUUGAGGAUGCCUGCUGCUUGGAGCCAUCCAACAUCAUAGCCUGGACGCUUUCAGGUUUAUUUUAUGAGCUGCAGAAUAAUAUUAUUCAGGCAGAAAUGACCUUCCGUGAGGCUAACAAGCUGCUGCAAGCACAGCUCGCCAAGGAGAGGAGCAUCCCUGAGGCACCAUCCCCUGUUUCAAGACUUAGCCAGCCUCCCUGCACAAUCUUCAUGAAGGCAGUGGAAUUCCUGAUGAAAGUCAAUGCCAUCCAGUUUAUUCACAUGGCGCUUGCCCAUGAGCUGCUGAGCCUUCAGGGAGGUCCCUCCUGUGCGUACUACCUGGCGCUGGCCCAGACUUCCCUGCUGAGGGAAGAUUUCUCCAAGUGCGAAGAAUGUCUCUGCGAGGCCGUUAGGAUCGACUGCAUGAAUCCAAAUGUCUGGGCUCAGAAGGGGCAUCUGUGCUACCUGAGGAGGGACUUUGGCGAGGCAAAGGAGUGCUAUGAGCGAACCAUCAGUUUUGUGGAGGAUGCUGUGGAUAUGCACUUCGUCUGCCUGCACCUGGGCUCCAUCUACCUGGAAGAGAAAGAGUACGGCCGGGCGAAGCAGACCUACCUGCUUGCCUGCAAGAACUCUCCAUCUUGUCUCACCUGGCUGGGGGUGGGAAUUGCCUGCUACAGGCUGGAAGAGAUGGUGGAAGCCGAGGAUGCUCUCUCUGAAGCCAAUGCCCUAGAUAACACCAACGCUGAAGUGUGGGGAUAUCUCGCCCUCAUCUGCCUGCAAGGAGGACGGCAGCUGGAAGCAGAGCAGUGCUACAAAUACGCCAUCAAGGUCCGUGUCUCCACACUGCUGUGGGGUCG
Molecule: messenger RNA, 2792 nt
Organism: Leptosomus discolor (cuckoo roller)
Lineage: Eukaryota; Metazoa; Chordata; Aves; Leptosomiformes; Leptosomidae
Source: RefSeq, a predicted model, not a curated record